Dendroctonus ponderosae (mountain pine beetle) is the source of this 2145-nucleotide messenger RNA. RefSeq lists its product as uncharacterized. The coding region runs from base 16 to 927 and encodes 303 amino acids. Lineage: Eukaryota; Metazoa; Arthropoda; Insecta; Coleoptera; Curculionidae. The record is from RefSeq and is a predicted model, not a curated record. The transcript has 2 exons.
UGGUUAUUUAAGCUGAUGCGAUAUCUUCAGCCAUUCCGGAGAUAUCAGGAGUGGAACACAUCAAAGACCUUCAAAAUUUCAGGAGCUUUUUUGAGGCUCCAAACGGCUCCUUACACACAUUUAGACAGCAAAUUCGCCUUUAACUGUUUAGGAACUGAAACAAUCGAUCUCUCUUCCAGGUCAUGGUUGCUUCGCAACAGCAACUCCCGGGAUAAUACCCUGAUCAUCUCCUAUAUAUUCGAGGGCCGGUUUUACCAUAAGAACAUCUCAGCUGCUCCCUACGUCGACCAAUCGAGCCAAUCGGGCAGAGAUCGCAUUUACGUUGCCACCCUCGACCACAUACUGGCUUUCUACGAUGUUCACAGUCUCUUAGAGUUCUACAGACUCAAUACUGGGGAGGAGUUGGCGUGCAUGCUCGGUACAAGUGUGAAGAAUCCAAACCAGCCCAAUAGCAGCCCGGCCAGAUCCCAGGUACCCGUUAGGAGAGAUGAUGACACGCGUGUGGGCACGCAGAGGCCGUUUACAAGGUCCCAACAGAUGUUGGCUGACCAAUUUUCUGAAACUCCUAAACUUGCGGGAACAAGCGUUCAACUUCCGGGAACAAGCGCUCAAGUUCCGGGAACAAGCACUCAACUUCCGGGAACAAGCACUCAACUUCCUGGAACAAGCACUCAACUUCCGGGAACAAGCACUCAACUUCCGGGAACAAGCAUUCAUCUUCCGGGAACAAGCACUCAACUUCCGGGCACAAGCGUUCAAUUUACGGGAACAAGCGUUCAACUUCCGGGAACAAGCACUGGAGGAUCUGCCGAUUUGGUUUCAUCGCCAGAAGAGAGAGCUGCUUCAAGUGACGAAGUCAGCACUGAUGCAGCAGCAGAAUCGCUUAAUUUAGAUCCAGUCGAGGAACCGUUGCCGGAAGCCAAUUAGCUUGUCCACCGUAAGUUGCGUAGUUAGGCCAUGUUUUGAGUGGCUCUCCUUCGAAUGUUGUCACUAAAUUGGGCAAAACUGCCAAGAAAUCCGCUAAUUUUGCCAACGUGAUAUUGCUUUGUGAUAAGUGUUCUACUCUAUGUGAUCCCGCUUUGAAUAGGAACGGUUGAAGCCAAAGACACGAGGAAGUCGCUUAAAAUGUGGCCUAACAAUGCCGGAGUUUUUGCGAACAGGUUCAUUUAAGCGAAAAUUGCUUCCUCCAGUAUAAACGAAUUUAUUAUUUGUAGGUUUCCCAGGCGCAUUAUAUUCAUAAAUUAUUAUUAUUAUUCUUAUUAUUAGGGGGGGUGUUUGAAUAGUUUAUUGGAGACCAAACCCCCGUAAUGGUCUCAGGAUUGCAUCCCGAUGCGACAUUCGAAUUGUAUUAAUUAUCCAAUUUAACUCUUUUAACUUUAAGGACUUUGUGAUCGAUCGGAAAUGUUUGCAUGUGUAGGCGUGGUGUGUUUCUUUCAGUAUUAAUAUGAUUUCAAUGUACAGGGUGAACUAGAAUAGGAUUAGCAACUAGAGCAGGUCGAAUAUCCGACUAAAGCGCUGGGUGUUGGUUUCCGGAUGAUUCGUUUACUCGAAAUAUUUACCAAAUGUCCAAAAAACAUUAUCACACCUUUUCAAUACACUUAGGCUAAGUUUAUGUAAUCUACGAUAGGCAAUCAGCAAAUAUUAGAAGCAAUACUUAACACAUUUUGCGAGGUUUGAGUAAUAGGAGAUAAAUAGGCGCGAUUUAGUAGCCGUCGUUACUCAUUCCUCCCCGAAAAUUCCCUAUAUGAGUAGCAUGUGAUAUUUUACUUUUAAGAAUAGUAUUUUCAGCUAAAUAGCGUCGUAGUACAAAAUCAGUACAGUGAUAGAUACGUGUGUUUAAUUCUUCGGUGUUUUCUAUAUGAAAUUGUUAAGGGAGAAAUGGGACUGUUUGCAACAGCUUCUUAAACUGGACGCUCUAAAGCCGUUCAUUUUCCUACAUCUGCAUAACGCAUAUUUUUGUAAACGUUUUUCUACGUCAAUCCGUGCGAUUGGACCCGAAUGAAACGAAAAUCUGUGAAAUUCUCUACCCGUUUUCCACGCGGUAAUUUUGCAUGCAUUUCAACGCUUUACUCAAAUAUGCUUCUUUUACAUUUCGGGGCUUUUUGAAAUUUUACAUCAACCAAACAGCGGGAAAACAAAACAAAA